GUGAACAAUUUUGAUAUCAACAGAGAAGAUCAAAGGAAUAUGCAUAAAAUGUCAUCACUUUGGAACUCUCGUUGUUAAGUGUGGCACAAACUGAUGGUGGCCCCGUAAGAUGGUGCUGAUUGAGAUGGCCGGGGCUGAGGACACCAUCUACUUGUGCAACUUUCGGGUUUCCGUGGAUGGUGAUUGGCUGUGUCUCAAGGAGCUAGCAGAGGGAGGAUCCAGAGUGGAGCGGUCGGCAUCCACUUCACCCGGCUCCCCCCCGCCCUCAGAGCGGGAUCCUGUGAGCAUUGAACGCAGUAACCUUGUAAAUAUCUGCAAACUGGUGGUCAAGGAGCUGAUCGAGUCUUCCCUCAAGUUUGGACGUAUGUUGGAUUCGGAUUCUGUGCCUCUGCAGCAUUUCUUUAUCGUCUUAGAACAUGUUUUACGCCACGGGCUCAAACCUAAACGGGGUAUCUUAGGACCAAAGAAAGAAUUGUGGGACCUCUUCCAAAUGGUGGAAAAAUGGAGUUAUGAAGCGCAAGACAUCACAGCCAGUGUACGUGAUUUACCAACAGUCAAAACCCAUAUUGGGAGGGCACGAGCCUGGCUUCGCUUAGCCUUAAUGCAGAAGAAACUGGCUGAUUAUUUCCGGCUCUUGAUUGAGAGACGGGAUGAUCUACUCACAGAAUUUUAUGAGCCUGGAGCCCUCAUGCUAGCUGAUGAAGCCAUUGUUAUCAUGGGCCUCUUAGUUGGACUGAAUGUCAUUGACUGUAAUUUAUGUGUAAAGGAAGAAGAUUUAGACAGCCAAAUGGGUGUCAUAGACUUUUCUUUGUAUCUCCGAAAUGCUGGAGGAGAAGCCAGCCCUGAUGACAGUCCUGAACAGACAGACAUGACAACUGUAUUGGACCAGAAAAACUACAUUGAAGAGCUUAAUCGCCACCUGAAUGCUACAGUCACAGAUCUACAAGCAAAAAUGGAGACUCUUACCACCACAAAUGCACUGAUGAAAGAGGACCUGGCCAUUGCAAAAAACUCAAUAUUGCAUUUGCAAGAGGAUAAUGACCGUCUGCGUAAGGACAAGGGGCUCCCAACUCAGCAACAGCAAGAACAGUUAGAUAGGGAGGCCAAGAAAGCUAGUCGCAUUAGUGUCAUUGGUUGCGAGGAAGAAAUGCAGGACCUUAAACAACAACUGGAAGAAGAAAGUGCUCAUAGGAAGCAGGUUGAGAGAGAACUUGAACUCCAGAUUCAGAUGAAAGCUGAGAGCGAAAUGGCAGCAAAAUUGUUGGAGAAGGACAUUCAUGAAAAGCAGGACACCAUCAUUUCCCUACGACGGCAGUUGGACGAUAUCAAAGUCAUUAAUUUGGAGAUGUACAAGAAAUUACAGGAAUGUGAGAGCUCAUUAAAACAGAAAACUGAACUCAUCGGUCGGCUGGAGGCCAAGGCAGCUGAAAUGGCAGAGACCAUACGCAAUUUGGAGGCAAAGUAUGAGGAGUGUUUGGCACAGAAGGAUGCAGCAAAAACAACAGCACAAAAGCUCAGUGAUAAGAUAUCAGAUGGUGAGAUCCAUUCGUCCACCUUAGAAACUGACCUUAAAAUUGAACGGGAAUGGCGUCAGUCCUUACAAGAGACCCUGAUGAAAGAUCGAGAAUCUUUGGCUCAAUUCCAGAGGCAGAUAGCUGAGUUGCAGAAGAAGGAAGAUGAAUAUGAGGUUCUGAAGGGAGCACACAUUCAGCUGAUAUCGACAGUAGAAAAUCAAGAGAGAACACUUGAAGAACUUGGUGCUCAUUUGUCAGAAUCAAAGCUCAAGAUGGCAGACCUACGUGAUGUUAGUAAAUCAUUACGUGAUGCUCAGUGGGCCCCAGACAAAGAGGCUUCUCACUGCCGCCUCUGUGAGAAAGAGUUUAGCAUAUCCCGACGCAGACACCACUGUCGGCACUGUGGAAACAUAUUUUGCCAUAGCUGUAGUGAUAAUACCAUGCCCCUGCCCUCGUCUGCUCGACCAGUGAGAGUCUGUGAUACUUGCCACACUCAGCUGUUGCAGAGAUAUUCUAAUUCUGAGAACUGAAUAGGUGUAUUGUUUCAUUUAUUGUUUUGUUAUGAAUAUGUAGAUAAUGGUACUGUUUUGCACUGCUGGAUCACAAAUGACCACUAGUAUAAACAACAGCAACAUUAUAUUGCCAUAUCAAUAUGCCUUUGUGUUUGAAUGUGUAUAGUCCAUGUGCAAUAGAAUGCUUCUGUGUGUGAAUGUGUUUGUCUGUUCAUAUACAGAUGCAUCUAACACAAACACACACACACACGCAAUGAGUUGGAAACAACUGACAGACAACUUUGACAUUAAUGUAAAUCUUUGUGAACCUACCUUGGAAAUAUUUCUAAACACAUAUUUCUGGACACACAUAUAUGUUAAGCUGUCAGCAUAUCUUUAUCCAUUCUAUAUAAACAGACAUUUACUUAGUUAUAUCUUGCUGACAUUCACUAUACAUCUGUGUACACACACACACAGAUACACACACACACACACAGAUACACACACACACACAGAUACACACACACACACACACACACAUAGAUAC
Messenger RNA from Penaeus chinensis, 2552 nucleotides. RefSeq names its product RUN and FYVE domain-containing protein 2-like. NCBI's taxonomy places the organism in Eukaryota, Metazoa, Arthropoda, Malacostraca, Decapoda, Penaeidae. The transcript has 11 exons. Gene Ontology annotation, cellular component: cytoplasm. Gene Ontology annotation, molecular function: metal ion binding. The coding region runs from base 110 to 2044 and encodes 644 amino acids. The record is from RefSeq and is a predicted model, not a curated record.